GCGUCGCCUUUCAUCUCGGACACCGAUGACGAUGGCAUCCCAGCGCACGUGCUGCUGGACAAGCGACACAAGCUGCCGUAUGUGCUCUCGGCCGCGCGUCGCCGGGCGGUGCGCUUGUGCCACGCGCUCUUGAUGGACGACGACGCGACCAACCUCCAUGACGUGGCGGCGUACAGCGUGCAGACGCUGUGGUUUGAACACCACGAGUCGCUGCAGUCGCUGGCGGCGAAAUUGUCGACGCCAAACGCACACACGAACGCGCAUGCGACGCCGAUCAAGACCGCCCACGUCGCCGCCCCUCGCUCCGAGCGCAUCGGCCGACCUGUCAAGCCCAAGAAACCACGCGCCCUCGUCUACUAA
Saprolegnia parasitica CBS 223.65 is the source of this 360-nucleotide messenger RNA. RefSeq lists its product as hypothetical. NCBI's taxonomy places the organism in Eukaryota, Oomycota, Saprolegniomycetes, Saprolegniales, Saprolegniaceae. The record is from RefSeq and is a predicted model, not a curated record. The transcript has a single exon. The annotation marks the transcript as partial.